This is a messenger RNA of Camellia sinensis, 633 nucleotides long. The record is from RefSeq and is a predicted model, not a curated record. NCBI's taxonomy places the organism in Eukaryota, Viridiplantae, Streptophyta, Magnoliopsida, Ericales, Theaceae.
AUGGUACAAGGUUGGGCAAGCUAUGUAAUUAUGGAGAAGUUGAGAGUUUUGAAAGUUGCUUUAAAAAGAUGGCAUGUGACAUUGUUUGGUGAUGUAGACCCAAAAUUGCAAGAAGCUAAACCUGAACUGCACUCUCUAGAUUUACAAUCUGAUCUGAGGGAGUUGGAUAAGGUGGAGAAGGGAAGAAAAAAGGAGGUAAGGUGUGUGAUUUGGAAGUUUAGGAAAAGGAUAGAGUGGAUGUGGGUGCAAAAGUCUAUGAUGGAUUGGGCUUUUAAAGGUGAUCGAAAUACUAGAUUUUUUCAUAUUAUAGCUACGAAGAGACAUAAUAAAAACUUGAUUGCUUCUCUUGAGGUUAAUGGGGUUGAGGUUGAAGAACCCAAUGAGGUUAAACAAGCAGCUUGCUACCAUUUCCAUAGUUUAUUUACUGAACAAUGGAGGUAUAGGCCAAGAAUUGGAGGAGAGCUCCAGAAGAUUGGAGCUAAUCAAGUAGUUGACAUUUUGGAGAGAGAGUUUUCAGUGGAAGAAGUAUGGGCUGCUAUUAAAGAUUGUGAUGGCAAUAAAGCCCCGGGUCCGGAUGGGUUUAAUAUGUUUUUUUUCAAAAAAGCUGGGAAUUUUUGCAAGAUGACAUCAUGA